ACUAUCCGGCAGUGGCGUUGGCUCUCCUUCCGAACUUCAACCAUCCAUCACAAACAAAAUCACUCCGCCAUGUCUUCAGAACCAGUCAACAUCGCCCCUGCCGACGAAACCAAUCCAGUGCCGAUCCCCAACUUACUCCAGCAGGAGCGACGUUUUGUACUCAACCAACCCAAUUGCUCUGCUCUUCAUGAACAGGCAGCAAAGGAACUUUUACAAGGCAUCAUUCAAGAUGAAAUGGGACCGUUUCUCGAGACCAUCCUAAAAUCAGAUUCGACGACGAUUUCGAAGACGUUUCAAAAGAUCGUACCCAGCCAACUAGUCUCGGAGCUAUCGGCAAAAAACAAGGAACACAUCGAGUCCAUCCAAACUAAACUGAACGAUGCCAUCGAGAACUUGGGGGAAACUGAAGUCUCGGAUCUCUUACGGACAAAAGCCCUCUAUCUCUCCAAGAUUGGUGCUGAAAAAGCUCUCAGUGUGGCCGCGUUCGAGGAGGCAUUGAAGAAACAGGCCGGACUGGGAAGCAAAAUCGACCUCAGGUUGGGUCUCAUUCGGGUGGGAUUCUUUCAUGGAGAUCAUCAAUUGAUCAUGGAUCAAAUUCUCGAAGCCAAACAACUCGUUGACUCUGGAGGUGACUGGGAUCGUCGAAAUCGUCUGAAGGUUUAUCAAGCCAUGAACUUUAUGGCGGUGCGGAACUUUAAAGAGGCGACCCCUCUUCUACUCGACACUCUCAGCACAUUUACAGCCACCGAAUUGUUGAGCUAUGAGGACUUUGUCACGCUUACUGCGAUUUCGGCCGCGCUUACGCUCGAACGAAAGGAUAUGAAGAAGAAGCUCAUCGAAUCCCCAGAAGUCAUUCAGAUCAUCCCCGAACGACCCCACUUACACGUUAUGGUUUGCGCGAUCCACAACACAGAGUACGACAAAUUCUUUGUUGAACUUGCCAAAGUAGAGCAAACAUAUCUGUUGCCAUCCAGGUGGUUAUCAAUACACGCGAGGUAUUACGUUAGAGAGAUGCGAAUCAAAGCAUAUAGCCAAUUACUGGAGAGUUAUCGAAGUGUCAGUAUCAAGAGCAUGGCUCAAGCCUUUGGAGUGACAGAAGAUUACAUCGACAGUGAACUGGCACGGUUUAUCGCAGCUGGUCGGUUGAAUUGUGCGAUUGAUAAGGUCAAUGGGAUCGUCGAAACCAAGCGAGCAGACGGGAAGAAUGCGAUGUAUACAUCAGUGCUCAAAAAUGGCGAUGCCCUACUAAACUCAAUUCAAAAGCUCAGUCGUGUGAUUGGAUGAGAUUCCUGUUUGCAAUUAUCAUUCCAAGAUGCUCCUUCAUCCGGAGUUGUAAUUUAAAAAACAUGUUGACGUGUGUUCACUGAAUUAGACUUAGCAGUAUUAUUCCAAUCUUUCAACUUUAGGCUGCAGGGGUACGUGCUUGACCAUUUUUUCAGUCAGGUUCAGAUGAGGAGGUGCUUCAGUGAGCUUGAUGGUCAAUGGACCCUGCUUGUACCGGGCAGGUUCUUCUAACAAAUUGUCUUAUAUAGUUUUUGACUGGACUCAGUUACACCUGACAUCCGCAGAAUGCUACACAACAGAAUAUGUCCCAAGAGGCUAAGGUGUCCUUUUGAGCAAGUUUCGUUCUCACACAAGAAGUUGCUACCUCUAAAACGUUGAUUCUUUGCUUAUUUUAGUGAUGAGUCGACUUGAAAUUCCUCUUGCAUGUAUCCUAUUACUUGGGAUGAGCCACUUCAGUCUCAGUGUAUUAUAUGAUACAAGUACAGAUAUUAAUACGAACUGACACAUGAUUCACCUUAGUUUAAAAAUGAGGAAAGAGAAUGAUAUAUGAAUGGAAGAGGCAAAUAA
Messenger RNA from Puccinia graminis f. sp. tritici CRL 75-36-700-3, 1851 nucleotides. RefSeq names its product 26S proteasome regulatory subunit N7. NCBI's taxonomy places the organism in Eukaryota, Fungi, Basidiomycota, Pucciniomycetes, Pucciniales, Pucciniaceae. The record is from RefSeq and is a predicted model, not a curated record. Gene Ontology annotation, cellular component: proteasome regulatory particle. The transcript is spliced from 5 exons. The coding region runs from base 70 to 1284 and encodes 404 amino acids. Gene Ontology annotation, biological process: proteasome-mediated ubiquitin-dependent protein catabolic process.